AUGUACGACAACGCAAUAAGGCAGUACUUGCGUGAUGGCUCAGCAGAGAAGGUUCCUGGAGUGUCAACGGUAGACAAGCGAACGACAGUAUUUUACCUGCCUCAUCAUGCCGUGAUUCGCGAAGAUAGAGUUACAACCAAGUGUCGCAUAGUAUUUGACCCGUCGUCGCAUGGACGCGGAAGCAAAAGUCUAAACGACGCCCUUCAUGCUGGCCCGAAUCUAAACCCCGACAUACUUACCCUGCUGCUUCAGUUUCGUUGUCACGAAAUCGCUAUGACCGCGGAUAUUGAAAAGGCCUUUCUGCAAAUUCGAAUCGCCCCGGACGAUCGCGACGCACUCAGGUUUCUAUGGUUCAAGAAUAUACCCAGACGCGACAACUGCGAGACAGACAUGGAAACUUGGAGGAUGACACGAGUGACCUUUGGCACGAAACCGAGCACAUUUUUACUUGCUGCCACGUUACAGCAUCACUUCAAAGUUAUGGCAGCAGAGUAUCCGCAGAUAUGUGCGAAGAUCAAAGAUUCUAUCUACGUAGAUGACCUGCUGACAGGAGCUGACACAGAAGAAGAAGCCAAGAUUCUAUACGCGGAGGCUAAAACGUUUUUUCAAAGGGGAUCAAUGAACAUUAGAAAAUGGGCAUCAAACAGUGCUAAACUCAGGAAUUUGUUCGAGACAGACCCCGAUGAAGUAUCGCCUUAUACAAAGGACUCAAAGGAGAUCAAGGUUUUGGGAGUCAAGUGGAACACUGAAAAGGAUGUCAUUUCGCUCAAUCACAAAGCACAGGUCAAGCAAACUGAAUGUGUGUCAAAACGACAAGCAUUGCAGUUACUCCAAAGGGUGUUUGAUCCUUUGGGGCUUCUGGUGCCUUACACCAUCACUGCCAAGAUUCUCAUGCAAAACAUAUGGCUGGAGCAAAUCGAAUGGGACAGUGUACUAUCCAGCAAAUUAAAGCAACGAUGGGACGAUUGGUAUGGGCAAAUUGAACAAGCUGCGCUUGUUGAAGUACCGAGAAUGUAUGGCAAAUGGACGGAAACCACACGAGCGGAGCUGCAUGUAUUUGCCGAUGCCAGUCCACGUGCCUAUGGCACAGUGGCAUACGUCGUCCUACACGGCCCGUCGGAAGUUAAAUCGGCCCUCUUCCUGGCGAAGGCAAGGGUGUCACCUCUUAAAGCUAUAACUUUGCCGAGGUUGGAGCUCAUGGCGGCAGUGGUAGCAGCAAGGCUACUCGCAUUCAUAACGAGAAGUCUAGCGGACAUCAAAACCAUCGAUAAUGCCGUACUGUGGACGGAUUCAACCAUCGCCUUGUCAUGGAUAAAGGGCAAUCCUGACAAGUGGAAAGAGUUUGUAAAGACAAGAGUGCUACAAGUACGUGAGCACACAUCAACGAGCCAGUGGCGUCAUUGUCCUGCUGAAGAUAACCCAGCGGACCUUCUCACGCGAGGUAUUUCUGUGCAACAGCUACGCCGGCGCGAACUGUGGUGGAAGGGUCCAAGCUGGAUCACUAAAGAUGAACAAAAAUGGCCAAAGAAGCAAGACGUGACGAGCGUUACCGUAGAAGGUACAGAAGAGAAAGUUGUGUGUAAAGUUGCAUCAGUUGACACACCAUCAAUAGAGCCUAUCACUGAUGCUAAGAAUUACAGUAGCAUAACGAAGUUACACCGAGUGACGGCAUGGGCGAUGCGCUUCGUCUACAACUGCAGCGAAGCAUCGAGGAUGAAAGGUCAGCUAACGGCUGAAGAGAUGUCAGCGGCUGCAAGGUAUUGCAUCAGAACGGUCCAAGCAUCAAGCUUUGCACAUGAUCAAGAAAGGUUAUGUAAGGGCAUGUCCCUGAAGCGAUCGAGCUUGCUGUACCAGUAUUCACCAUACCUAGACGAGAACGGGAUAAUGAGGCUCACCGGCAGGCUUCAGAAAUCAAGAUCGACGUACGAAGAGAAGCACCCGGUCAUCCUACCAAAUGACUCUUACUACACGGAGCUAAUUGUGUGGCAAGCACACAGAACAGUCCUGCACGCAGGGACACACGAUACCUUAAUGGAAGUACGGAAUAAAGUCUGGAUUUCAAGAGGAAGACAGCUCGUAAAACGGGUGCUCCGAACCUGUACGGUAUGCAAGCGUUUCGAAGGAAGGCACGGUUGUGAGGUUACGCCUCCCCUGCCUCAGGACCGUAUCACGGAAGCAAGCCCCUUUUCUAACAUUGGGAUAGAUUUUGCAGGACCGCUGCUAGUAAAAGGACCGGAGAACCCGAUGAAGUCCUAUAUAGCAGUGUUCACAUGCGCCACAACGAGAGCAGUUCAUUUAGAACUGGUAACCAGCAUGAAGACCGACAGCUUCCUGCGUUGCUUCAGAAGGUUUGCUUCGCGAAGAGGUCUGUGCAACACUGUCUACAGCGACAACGCCCCCACGUUCAAACGAAGCAACAGAGAGCUGAAGAAGCUUUGGCACGUCAUCAAGGGCCAAGAAGUCGAAGACUAUCUCGCCUGCAGUGGCAUUAGUUGGAAGUUCAUCCCCGUCGCUGCUCCCUGGUGGGGUGGUUUCUACGAGCGCAUGAUACGAUCCAUCAAGCAAGCGAUCAGGAAAACGAUCGGAAGAAGGUUCCUUGAGUUCGACGAGGUGGCGACUAUACUUACGGAAGUGGAGGCGGUCAUAAAUUCGAGACCACUGACAUAUACUUACAGUGAGUUCAACGAGCCAACCCCUUUGUCACCUUCGUUGUUUCUAACAGGCCGACGGCUGACAGCACUUCCGCCAGUGGAAAACCAAGGCACAGCGCAUCUCACUGAUGUAUGGAAGACCCGACAGGAGAUGUUACGAGAACUAUGGCUUGCCUGGAGAAAAGAGUACCUCGGCGAACUUCGAUCAGCGCAUCUGACAUCAUCCCGACGUGGGAAAGAGUUCGAGGUUGGCGAGAUAGUACUGGUGGGCAGCAAGAAGCCUCGACUGCUAUGGAAGAUGGGGCAAGUAGAGGCCAUAAACCGAGGAAACGAUGGCGGCGUUAGAUCCUGCACAGUCAGGACUACAAAGGGCGUCAUCAAAGGAAUAGCAACGAGGAACCUAUACCACUUGGAAGCACCGAGCAAGGUCGACAACUGA
Ornithodoros turicata is the source of this 3090-nucleotide messenger RNA. RefSeq lists its product as uncharacterized. The transcript has a single exon. The record is from RefSeq and is a predicted model, not a curated record. NCBI's taxonomy places the organism in Eukaryota, Metazoa, Arthropoda, Arachnida, Ixodida, Argasidae. The coding region runs from base 1 to 3090 and encodes 1029 amino acids. Gene Ontology annotation, biological process: DNA integration. Gene Ontology annotation, molecular function: nucleic acid binding.